Cuscuta campestris is the source of this 1729-nucleotide messenger RNA. The record is from the annotation of a GenBank genome assembly. NCBI's taxonomy places the organism in Eukaryota, Viridiplantae, Streptophyta, Magnoliopsida, Solanales, Convolvulaceae.
CCCUACUCUCUCUCUCUCUCUCUCUCUCUCUCUCUCUCUCUCUUCCUCUCCCUCACGGCAUCUCCAGCCGUUACCAACUUGGUAACAUUGGUGCUUUCAUCUGAUCUCAUCCUCCGCCAUGUCUGCCGAUCCCAAUAAGCAACCAGAAACACCUUUGCCUCUCUCCACAAUCAUGCAGGCCAUACAAAACCUAGGGCUGGAGUUAAACAACACCAACAAGAGGUUGGAUGCUUUGGCGCGCAAAUUUGAGGCCGACCCUACUGACCCUGGACGGACGAAGAACCCUCCCCCUGAACGUCGUUGGCAGCCACCGCCAUCGCGAACUACGGGGCGCGCGGAUCCUGCCGACCGUCAACUCCGUUUGCGCAUUGACCCUCCUCGUUUCAGUGGUGAGGAUUCGGUGGGUUGGAUUUUUCGAAUUCAGCAAUACUUCGACUAUUUUGCAACAUCCGAGGUGGAACGCAUGCAGUUGGUUGGCAUGUUCAUCGAUCACCCGGCUUCCGAAUGGUACCGCUAUUAUACAACUAACUCCUGUGGGGGAUCGUGGGUGGAAUUUUUGCAGGCGGUUAAGCAACGCUUUGAUCCCGACCAUUAUUUUGAUUAUGUGAGUCUCCUGUCUAAACUACAGCAGCAAACAACCGUCCUCGCCUACCAAACUGCGUUCGAGGGUUUAUUGAAUAAAGUCUCGGGUAUUCCGGAGGCAACCUUGAUUUCCAUGUAUAAAGGGGGCUUGAAGCAGCCGCUACAGCGGGAGGUUAACCUCCGCAACCCUGGCAUGUUAGUGGAAACUUUCUCCCUCGCCCGGGAACUCGCGGCAUGCACAUCAUUCUUGGGGACGCCACGACGGGGAUGGCAACCCAGCGCAGGGAGUACUGCGGCGCAGCCCGUGGCCACGGCCGCAGAGGUCACACCAUCUAAGCCCUCCUCUCUGCCGAUUGUCUGUUUGUCUCCCGCGGAGCGCGCGGAACGCUCCUGGAAGGGUCUUUGCUGGAAUUGCGAGGAGAAAUAUGUGCCCGGCCACCGGUGUGCCCAUAAAUUUUUGGUGCUCUUGGGGACCGACGAUGAGGAACUGACCGAUGAUCUUGAUGCCGAUGCCCCUCCUGUCAUGACCGACACUGCCCUCAUUACGGGUGAUGUGUCGAGUAUUCUUAAUAUGUCCGAGUUGCCCAACCCACGCUCGCUUCGGCUCGCGGGCUCGAUUAACGGUUCUGCUGUGCAAGUGCUUAUCGAUGGCGGAAGCACCCAUAACUUCAUUCACCCAGCGCAUGCUGAACGACUGAGCUUGAUAUUGCACCCGGUCACACCGUUUCGAGUUUACGUGGGGAACGGGGAUUCCUUACGCUGCUCCUAUUUUUGUCCGAAGAGCCCGCUGAUUUUGCAAGGCCAUUCCUUCGAGGUUGAUCUGUUUAUGCUUCCGGUACAUGGCCCGGAUGUGGUCCUUGGCGUUCAAUGGUUGCAGGGUCUGGGCAAAGUCUCUCAUGACUAUGCCAAUAUGACGAUGGAGUUCCAGCGGGAUAAUACAGUGGUGGUUUUAAAGGGCGACGUCACCCCGCCCAAGUCUCUGUCUUUCUCGGCUUUCUAGGCCUUCACCGCCUCGGCGUCCGACUUUGAGUUAUAUGAGCUCUUUCUCAACGAAGCUGCCGCCCCAGACCCUUCCACGCUUGCUUUGGAUUUUCCCGACCUUCCACCAGUGGUUCGACAAGUGGUGCUACGCUUUGCAGUCGUCUUC